Triplophysa dalaica is the source of this 5864-nucleotide messenger RNA. Its product is annotated as putative E3 ubiquitin-protein ligase UBR7. Gene Ontology annotation, cellular component: cytoplasm. The record is from RefSeq and is a predicted model, not a curated record. The coding region runs from base 2895 to 5123 and encodes 742 amino acids. Gene Ontology annotation, molecular function: ubiquitin protein ligase activity; zinc ion binding. The transcript has 6 exons. Lineage: Eukaryota; Metazoa; Chordata; Actinopteri; Cypriniformes; Nemacheilidae.
GUGAGUGAGUGAGUGAAUGAAUGAAUGAAUGAAUGCAGGCCCACACACACAGACACACACACGCAUGCAUUCUUGCUUACGUGCUCUACGAGGACUCUCCAUAGACGUGAUGAAUUUAGAGACCCUACAAACUGUAGAUUAUAUUUCCCCAUCGAACCUUUAGACCGAACGAUCACAUACAACUUUAGACAUUUUUGUUUGAAAUUAAAUCCCAUUUAGUAUGGUUUAAGCGAUAUGGUUUACGAGGAAACGGGAACUGUCACAUACAUGAUAUUUGUGUUGUUAUAUACACAUGAUACACACAUCAAGCGCGAGUGUGUCUGUGUGUGUCGUACACUUUUGUAUAACAACAUGGAAUAUACAUCAUACAUAUGGUUUAUUAUGGAGACAGUGUAAACACAGUCAUGUCAUGUGUGCUGCUAGAAGAUUGCUGUUAAUAUUUUUGUGUCAGAUGGUUCAGGUCUUUUGCCUUAAAAUGAGCUACCAAAGAUGAACAUAAUCAGUAUUUAUCACAUAAACAGAUGUGUGUGUACAUAUAUAUAUAUAUAUAUAUAUAUAUGUUUGUUUAUGUGAUAAAAAGGUUUUUAAAUUUCUUCUUCUCAUUUACCAUAUAAUAAAACUGCUCUACUGUAACAGCUCAUUGGUUCGAGCAUGACUCUAGUGAAGAUUGCCCAUAGUCAGAAACAAAUAUAUAAUGCAAUGUAAGUUGCUUUGGAAAAAAGCGUGACUGCCAAAUGCAUCAAUGUAAAUGUAAUAUGAAUAGAAUAAAACAUCAAAAACAACUAUGCGUUAGCAUUACCUUUAAGGGAAACCCAAAACUAAAUUUCUCCAUGUGUUACUGACCCUCAAGGCAUCCUAUUAGUAUAUGACUUGAUUAUUUCAGAAUAAUGCAGUGUGAGUUAUGAUACCAUGUAUCCUGGCUCGACAAAGCUGUAGAAUGGGAGUGAAUUGUGAAAAAUGUAAAAUUAAGAUUCCGAACCUCCAAAAAGUUCAUCCAUUGGGCAAAAAACUGCUCCACUGGUCUCUGUGUCGGUUAAUAAAGUCCUUCUGACUCGACUCUAGGUGUGUGUGUUUAAGAGGAAUGUCUGUAUUGACAACACUAUUAACAAUAAUGUCUAGGUUACAACAACCAUCUUGUUCUCGCUAGGGCUGUCACGAUUAUGACAUUUGGCUGACGAUUAAUUGUCUUAUAAAUCAUUGUGAUUAUGACGAUUCGGGGCUCUAGAGGUCACACCGGUGUGACCAGCCGCUCUAAAAGUCUCUCUUUGAUUACACAACAGACACACAUUACGCCCAUAUCGUGGUCUAAACCAAUCAGAGAUAGUGAAGGGCGGACCCCCCUCUGAUUGGCCGUGGUCCAGAUAUUCCUGCGCGUGUGUGAACCAGAGGUCGUGUAACAGAAAAUUCUCUGACAUUGACAGAUUUUUUUUACCAGUGACGGAAAUAUCUGAAGGUCGUCCGACAUUUUGGCAUAUCACAAUGAGGCCAAUUUGUAAAUCCCAGUUUCCCUUCCGAUAUGCUCGCGAAGCGACCUGCGUGUUUUCAUCUGUCAUUGUUACUGACAUAAUGUUUUCAUCAGAUGACAGAGCUCUCAGUCUGCAGCACCGCUGCUCGAUCGCAAAACAUACAAGAGAUGAUCAAAAGUCCAGACACUGCACAUGAUAAACAACGUAAAACUUGCUUCACUCAUUAUUAGUUGUUUUCAAUAAUGUUUGUUAGUUUCCUUGUGUAGUGAUAAUGGCACCAUUUUCCUUACUUUAGUUUUAUUCAGUUUAUUAAGUUCCGAGACGCAAGUACAUCGUGAUGACGUCACGAACAUACUAAUUGCCACCGUGCACCAUAGUGACGGGUAAUAAUAGAAUAUGACAGAUUUUCUACGAGCCUGUCAGUCAAAAUGACGGACAAUUAAAAGUGUAGCACAACCUAUGGUGUGUACGUUUGAAAAUGCGUGUGCUGCAGAGUGAAUUUUAUACCCCAUUAAAAUGCUAUUGGUCAUAGAAAAGCUUUAGUUUUUUCUCACUUGCAAGACUACAAUCAAAUUUGAUUUCUGUUAAUGACAUUUUGGUAGGCUGGUUUAAACGGAAUAUAAGAGAUCAGCGAAUCAUUUUAAACUUUGUCAACCACGUGGAUGUGAAUGAGUUUUGCUCAUUUAGUAAGACUGGUUUAUUUUGUUGACUAUUUUGUGAUGGAAGGUUAGUUGAGAAUGACGAAAAGUUUGGACUACAUUUGAUUUCAAACAACUUUUCUGUUGUGUUGAAUAAGGGUGUAUUCAGAUUCUACUCAUUUGCUGCGGUCCGAAGUUGAUUCUGUUGAACCCUGCUGCGUUUGUGUUGGUCUUACGUCACUCAAAAUGUGCUCUGCGUAUGACAGAAAACAGAACACAGAUCAAUAUAUUGUGUUUUUUUCAUUGGUGCUAUCGUGCAGCAGAGUGAAUUACAUUUGGGUUUACCACUUUCGCCUGAAUAAAAAAACCUUGAAUAACUCAAAAUACAUGAGUUGAUAUUAAGCGACUUAAAAAGCAGAACAAUUUGGCGCAUGUUUUACCCCUAUAGUGGGCAAUGGCUCCUUAAUUGAGUUUUUUGUCUGGAGUCCUGAGUUGGAAGAUUAUUUUCAAGAGAUGCCCGCUGGAGAGAUAAGAAAUGAUGCAGAGAAGAAGAAACAUCUUGAGCUGCAUUUCUGUUUGAGUUCAAGUGGAUGACAAAAGCUUGCUGAGAAGAUCAUCUACACUGUAAGAUUGUCAGAUAAUGGAUGUGAAUGGAAAGCUGCACCCAGAACAACAUUAAAGAAGAAGAAACUACACAAGACUGUCACUCAUACAAACACAAACCGCCAGCAGUGCUACUGACAUCACGACAGGAGAAAACUCUGCUCCUUCGUUCCGGUCACAGACUCCCAUGAAUGAAGCUACAGGUCAAAACCACUCGUCUCUACAGAUGAAAGAUCUUGAAGAUUGUGAUGAUUAUACGUCAGAGAGUUCAGAUGAGUACACUCUGUAUUCCACUUCUGAAAGUGACUGUGAUGCUGUGAAUGACGACGACGACUGUCACACAACAAUAUCAGACACAAUACACGGCCCGACAUCUGAAGUGUCCGACUCGGAAGAAGAACCCUGUUCUAGUCAAAACACAAAACAUGGCGUGGUAGUCAGUGCAUAUCAGAAACGAGAUGGCAGUCGAGUGUACAACAAGAGACAUUACUGCUUGUACUGUUGUAAGCCUUACGCCAAGAUGGCAAGGCAUCUAGAAGGUGCGCAUGCAAAUAAAUGCGAUGUGGCCAAAGCUCUGAGCUAUCCCAAGGGUUCCAAAGAGAGAAGAAAGCAGCUGGAUCAUAUCCGUAACAGAGGAAACUAUGCUCACAACGCCGCUGUUCUCAAAUCAGGGAAGGGAGAACUGGUGCCAUCUAAACGUCCAUCCAAAGAAGCGCAGGGACAAGAUUUCAUGCACUGUGCAUACUGUCAAGGGCUUUUUAUAAGAAGAGUCCUGUGGAGACACAUGCGCACAUGUAGACUUCAACCUCCAUCUGAAUCGCCUAAACGAGGAAGACGACGUAUUCAGUUCAUGUGUGCGUACAAAGAGCCCCCUCCUUCAAACAUGAGCAAACAACUGUGGGAAGUCAUGAGUGCCAUGAAUUCUGACCCAAUCACUGACGUCAUAAAACAUGACAAAGUCAUCAAAGCUGUCGGACAGCACUUGUUAAACAAGGGCGGGAUGUCGGACAAGAACAAACAGUACGUGCGACAGAAGAUGAGAGAAUUGGGAAGGCUGGUUUGCACCGCUAGGAGAGUCACCUCUUUGAAAGCAUUGAAAGAUUGCAUUCAUCCAAAGAACUACACAGAGACCGUCAAAGCUGUCAAGUAUACGUGCGGCUACGACUGUGAAAGCGACAAGUUCACCAUUCCAUCGCUUGCAAACAAGCUUGGGAAGUCACUGGUGAAAGCAAGCCAACUGUUGAAAGCUCAGGGUUUGAUCUCGAACAACAAACAGCUGGUCAAGAACACCAUCCAGUUUCAAGAGGUCCACCGGGAAAAGUGGUACGACCUGAUCUCCGCCACAGCGUUGCGAAACAUGAGGGAAGCCAAGUGUGACGUGCCCACCCUCAUGUCCUUUACCGAAGACGUCCAAAAACUGCACACGUAUGUGGGUCAGAUGCUGGACCGAUGGUACGAGUCGCUCUCUGAAAAUCCUUCGACCAAAGCCUGGAGAGAGCUGGCCAAAGUUUGUCUCGCGCAGGUGAUUCUCUUGAACCGUCGCAGGGAAGGAGAGGUGGCCAGCGUGCUGUUGUCUGCGUUUUUAUCAAGAGACACUUUCGAUCCGUAUGAAGACGUGGACUGGGCGCUAUCGGAAGUGGAAAAAGUCCUCUGCAGACACUUGUCGAGGAUUAGCGCCAGGGGUACGUGCGCUCGACCACUUCCCGUUCUUCUGACUCCAAAGAUGCUGUGUGCUUUAGAGCUCCUCGUUAAGCAGAGAGAGGCUUGUGGGGUUCUGAAAGACAACACGUAUGUGUUUGCCAGACCAGAAGCCAUGACACAUUUCCCCGGGUCACGCUGUCUCCGGGGAUAUGCCAAGGCGUGCGGUGCCACGCAUCCCAAGUCGCUCACGUCUGUCAGACUGCGCAAACACGCCGCGACCCUGUCGACGGUUCUGAACAUGACAAACUCAGAGAUGGAGCAGCUGGCCAGCUUUCUUGGACACCACUUAAGAAUCCAUCGCGAGUUCUAUCGACACCCCGAGAAGACGCAGCAACUUGCCAAGAUGUGUAAAGUUCUCAUGGCUCUGGAACAAGGCCGAUUAGCUGAGUUCUACGGCAGGAGCUUCGAUGAAAUCACCAUAAAUCCUGAUGAACCAAUUCUUGAAUGGGAUGAAAAGGACAGGAGCAUACAGCCGGGACACGUUUGUAUUGGUAAAACCACCGGGAAGAAAAACCCCUGGCAGCCCCCGGAGGUGCAGGCGGUGGAACGACACAUGAUGCACUUCAUCACCUCAUGUACUGUACCAGCCAAGAGUGACUGUGAGAAAUGUUUGAGAGCUGAACCUGAUGCUUUAAAGAAUCGGGACUGGAAGAACCUGAAAUUCUUCAUAUACAACCGCAUCACAGCUUAUAAAAGACGUUUGGAGUGCAAAUAAGAUCAAGACGACCAACUCUAUGCUAUGGCCCUGUUUCUACAUGUUUCAUGCACUUAACGCUGCGUCUAAUGAAGUAAAAACCUGUCGGAUACUGAGUGCAUGUAUUCUGAGGACAGUGCUUUUCAUUCAUCAUUGAACAAUCAUUGCAUUUGAAAUAAGCUUCACACACGGUUUGGUUUUGUCUCAGUCAGCUGUUUUGAUUUUUAACAUACAAAAUUGUUGAGUUCAUUCUCUCGCUUCCAGCUGAUUCUGUCUGGAAAUUCAAACCUUGUACAUUUGUAUGGAGCCUAAGGUGAAUCGAUAUAUUGUUUUCCUCACUAAAUAAAAGUCUCUACAAAUGAACAUCGAAAAAUUCACUAUUAGGAAACGGAUUUCUGAGGUUUCAAGCGUUGUUAUUUUUUAUCUUCACUGAAUCUGAAUCUCUCUGAUGUACACACAACUUUUCUUGUCAUCUGCAGUGUGCAUACUACACAACACAACUCAGACGACUACACUACCUUUAGUUAAGAUGACCAACAUUGAAUAAAUGUCAAUGAUCAUUUACACCUUCCACUUCAUUCAACUAGUGUGUACAUCAGGCUUCUCUAGAUUCUUGACAAGUCAUCACUUUAUUAGAAUGGGUCGUCCCAACAAGAGACAAUCACAAACUUGAUCCCCCUUGGAUAACGUGUGUGUGUGAGUGUGAGUGUGAGAGAGAGAGAGGUUAUGUGUUCUUCAGCAUGACUUGUUGUUUAUAGUGUG